AGCUCCGUCCCAAGAUGGCGGCGCCGGGGGGGGGAGAUGGCGCCGCCGCCUCCGCGCUCCCCAUGGAGCGGAUCCGGUCGCUCACCGAGCUGGCGGACCUGGAGGCCGCUUACAGCCGGCUGUGCGAGGAGGAGAAAGUGGUGCAGGAAGAGCUGGAUGCCCUCCUGGAACAGCAAAGCACCAUCGAGAACAAGAUGGUGGCACUUCAUCGCAUGGGCCCCAAGCUGCAGCUGAUCGAGGGGGAUGCCCAGCAGCUGGCAGGGAUGAUCACCUUCACCUGCAGCCUGGCCGAGAACGUCAGCAGCAAAGUCCGGCAGCUGGACCUGGCCAAGAAUCGACUCUACCAGGCCAUCCAGAGAGCUGAUGACAUCCUGGACCUGAAGUUCUGCAUGGAUGGGGUCCAGACAGCCCUGAGGAACGAGGACUACGAGCAGGCGGCCGCGCACAUCCACCGCUACCUGUCCCUGGACAAGUCUGUGAUAGAGCUCAGUCGGCAGGGCAAGGAAGGGGGCAUCAUUGAUGCCAACCUGAAGCUCCUGCAGGAGGCAGAGCAACGUCUCAAGGCGAUUGUCACCGAGAAAUUCGACACAGCAACGAAGCAGGGAGACCUGCCCCAGGUGGAAAGGUUCUUCAAGAUCUUUCCUCUGCUGGGUUUACAUGAAGAGGGGCUGAGCAAAUUCUCUGAGUACCUCUGCAAGCAGGUGGCCAACAAAGCAGAGGAGAACCUGCAGCUGGCCAUGGGGACAGACAUGAGUGACCGACGAGCUGCUGUCAUCUUUGCAGACACCCUGACACUCCUCUUUGAAGGGAUUGCUCGUGUUGUGGAGACCCACCAGCCCAUUGUGGAGACCUACUAUGGGCCAGGGAGGCUCUACACCCUCAUCAAGCACCUGCAGGUGGAGUGUGACCAGCAGGUGGAGAAAGUGGUGGACAAGUUCAUCAAGGAGAGGGACUAUCAGAGGCAGUUCCAGCAAGUCCAGAACAGCAUGAUGAGAAGUUCUUCUGCAGAGAAGAUUGAACCAAGGGAACUUGACCCUAUUUUGACAGAAGUCACCCUGAUGAACGCCCGCAGUGAGCUCUACUUGAGGUUCAUCAAGAGAAGAGUCACAUCUGAUUUUGAGGUGGGGGACUCCAUGGCCUCAGAGGAGGUAAAGCAAGAGCACCAAAAACAUCUGGACAAGCUCCUCAACAACUGCCUGCUGAGCUGCACCAUGCAAGAGCUCAUUGGCUACUACAUCACCAUGGAGGAAUACUUCAUGAGGGAGACUGUCAACAAGGCUGUUGCCAUGGACAGCUAUGAGAAGGGCCAGCUGACCUCCAGCAUGGUGGAUGAUGUGUUUUACAUAGUCAAGAAAUGCAUUGGCCGUGCUCUGUCCAGCUCCAGCAUCGACUGCCUCUGUGCCAUGAUCAACCACUCCACCACUGAGCUGGAGUCUGACUUCAGGGAGGUUCUGUACAACAAGCUGAAGCAGGGCUUUCCAGCCACCACCUUCCAGGACUUCCAGAGAGGAGUGACCAGUGCUGUGAACAUCAUGCAGAGCAGCCUGCAGCAGGGCAAGUUUGAUACCAAAGGCAUUGAAAGCACUGAUGAGGCCAAGCAGUCUUUUCUGGUGACCUUAAACAACGUGGAAGUCUGCAGUGAAAACAUCAUGACCCUAAAGAAGACUUUGGAGAGUGACUGCAGCAAACUGCUCAGCCAGGGCUUUGGUGGGGAACAGGCCCAGGCCAAGAUUGACAGUUGCCUCUCGGACAUGGCCGCCGUCUCCAACAAAUUCCGUGACCUGCUGCAGGAAGGUCUCAAUGAGCUGAACAGCACAGCCAUCAAACCCCAGGUGAAGCCUUGGAUCAACCUCUUCCUCUCUGUGUCCCACAACAUCGAGGAGGAGGAGUUCAGCGACUACGAAGCCAACGAUCCCUGGGUCCAGCAGUUCAUCGUCAACCUGGAGCAGCAGAUGGCAGAGUUCAAGGCUGGGCUGUCUCCUGUGAUUUAUGACACCCUCACUGGCCUCAUGACCAGUCUCAUCGCCAUCGAACUGGAGAAAGUGCUGCUCAAAUCCACCUUCAGCAGGCUUGGUGGUCUGCAGUUUGACAAGGAGCUGAGGUCCCUCAUAGCUUAUCUCACCACAGUCACCACCUGGACCAUCCGUGACAAGUUUGCCCGUCUUUCCCAGAUGGCCACCAUCCUCAAUCUGGAAAGGGUGACAGAGAUCCUGGAUUACUGGGGUCCCAACUCUGGCCCUCUCACCUGGCGUCUGACCCCCGCCGAGGUCCGGCAGGUCCUGGCUCUCCGGAUCGACUUCCGCAGCGAGGACAUCAAGCGCCUGCGCCUCUAGUUGGCUGGAGCUCCCAGCAGGAUGGUUGGAGGUCCCAGCAGGAUGGUUGGAGCUCCCAGCUGCAGUCCCUGGAGCCUGCACAGCAUGGGUUGGUGGCUGCCCUUUUGCUGUUCCUGGGAGCAAAGGGCUUGUUUUUUGUCUCCUGGGCUUGGGAAGAAGAGCCGCCGUCCUUUGGUGGGAGCAGCAAUAAGGCAGCUGGAGGAGCUCAGGUUGGGAACAGUUGUGACACUGUUUCUGGAAACACCUGCUGGGCUGAGGCACAAGCUGCUGCAGCUCCCCACAAGCUGCUGCAGCUCCCCACUCCAUCCUGCUGCCUGGAUGGGAGGCAGGGAAGCUCUGGAGCUGUGUGCUGGGGUGAAGGCUGUGGGGCUGCAGAGAGCUCUGCCUGCAGCCACCUUCCUUCCCUGCCACCUUCUCAAGGCUCAGCUGCUGGGAGUCCUGCACACCCUGAGCCCUGCUUCUCCUGGUGGUGAAACUUCUUGAUGGGUCCCCCCACCCAAUAGGGACUAUUCUGUAGAAAAGGGAUGGUUUCCUGGGGGCAAAAACCCUUGCAAAAGCAGGGCUGUGUUCCUGCUGUCCCUGUACAUUACCUGUAAAUAAACCUGGCCUGGCUGAGCAGCCA
This is a messenger RNA of Apus apus (common swift), 2955 nucleotides long. RefSeq names its product component of oligomeric golgi complex 4 (gene COG4). The record is from RefSeq and is a predicted model, not a curated record. Bases 15 to 2333 code for a protein of 772 amino acids. Lineage: Eukaryota; Metazoa; Chordata; Aves; Apodiformes; Apodidae. The transcript has 19 exons.